Molecule: messenger RNA, 1989 nt
Organism: Oryza sativa Japonica Group (Japanese rice)
Lineage: Eukaryota; Viridiplantae; Streptophyta; Magnoliopsida; Poales; Poaceae
Product: acetylajmalan esterase
Molecular function (GO): hydrolase activity, acting on ester bonds
Source: RefSeq, a predicted model, not a curated record
UUCUUCCUGAAGUAAUUUCUCUGUGGUCAAAACGACUGUCAAAAGGAGGCCCCAUAAUCUUGGGCAGGAUCACACUCUAUGGCACAUUCUUUUCACUUACAAGGUGACAAAAGCAUGCGCUCAAAAAAGCCCUAGAAAAAGCUUCCGCGCACGCAGCCGACCAUGCCGUCUGGGAGAAGAAGAAAAGCUUCCACCAAUCCAUGCGCUUCUAGAACCUGCGGUGGUGCGCCACAUCGCCCAUCCAUCUUCUCCCGCAUAUAAAAUGGCUCUUGCCAAGCAUGAACUCGCCAUCAAUCGAUCGACAAAUCGAUCUCUUUCCAAAACAUUCAGUAGUAGUUUACUGAUCAACUCUGCAUGGCUUCCUCUGCAGCUUACUUUGCUUUCUCUGUGCUUGUGGCUUUACACUUGUGUUGCUGUCAUGGACAAGCUCCUGAUGCUGCUGGUAAUAGCAGUGAUGUAACUGCGAUCUAUAGCCUUGGUGACUCCAUCACUGACACCGGGAAUCUGAUCAAGGAGGCGCCUCCUGGCAUGUUUGAGACCAUCAAGCAUCUCCCGUAUGGCAUCACGUUUGGGUACCCGACUGGACGCUGCUCUGAUGGCCUCCUCAUGAUCGAUUUCCUCGCUCAGGACCUGGGUCUUCCAUUUCUGAACCCUUACCUGGGCAAGAACAAGAGCUUCGACCAUGGAGUAAACUUCGCCGUCGCUGGAGCCACUGCAAUGGACCCUACCGAUCAGUUCAACGGGAGAUUCUUCGCGCCUUUCUCUUCUAACUCCCUUAAUGUGCAGCUUAGGUGGUUCAAGGACUUCAUGAAGUCCACCUUCAGCACUGAAGAAGAUAUACGCAAGAGGCUCCAGUCUUCUCUGGUUUUGAUUGGGGAGAUUGGAGGGAACGAUUACAACUACGCCUUGUUUGGAAAAAGUGUCAGCGAAGUGGAGAAGCUAAUCCCAAGUGUCGUUCGGACCAUCAUAGAUGCAGCCAAGGAAGUUCUUGAAAUGGGCGCGAACAGAGUCAUCAUCCCGGGCAACUUCCCCAUCGGCUGCAUGCCGACCUACCUGACCAGCAAGCGCUCAUCCGAGCCGUCGGACUACGACGCCACGGGCUGCCUGCGCGAGCUCAACCGCUUCGCCGCCAAGCACAACGCGAGGCUCCGGCGCGCCAUCGCCGACGAGCUCCGGCCGUCGUACCCGGCCGCGGCCGUCGCCUACGCCGACUACUUCAACUCCUUCCUCGCCCUCCUCGACGCCGCCGGCGAGCUCGGCUUCGACGCGGGCAGCGCGCGCAGGGCGUGCUGCGGCGCCGGCGGCGGCGAGUACAACUACGACCCGAGGAGGAUGUGCGGCGCCGAGGGGGCGGCGGCGUGCGCGGAGCCGGAGAAGUACGUGAGCUGGGACGGGGUACACAUGACGCAGGCGGCGUACAGGGCGAUGUCGAGGCUCGUCUACCAUGGGAUGUACCUGGAGCCGCAGAUACUGAGUCUCGCGGAUGCGCCAUAGAUCUCCUGAGGCUGGAGAGUGUGUCGUCAUGCAGAAGCUGAGACGAAGAUGAUGGAGCUAAUUUUGAGGCUUCUUCUCUCUGAGUUCAUCUGCUCAGAGAAUUUUAUUUGAAAAAAUUAUAAAAAAAGACAAGUAACGCAUAAAGUAUUAAUCAUAUUUUAUCAUCUAGCAACAAUAAAAAUACUAAUUAUAAAAAAAUUUCAUAUAAGAUGGACGGUCAAACGUUGGACACGGAAACCCAGGGUUUGACUUUUUUUUGGGACUGAGGGAGUAUGUAGUAUCAGUCACAGUCAGUCGUACUAGCAUUUAUAUGCUACUACUACAUUACGACUUACUAUGUACUAGUAAUAUGUACUCUCUCUGUCCAAGAAAAUAGCAAUCUAAAAUUGGAUAAGAUGUAUCCGUACUAUGAAUCUGGACAACCCUCUGUCCAAGUUCGUAUCCGUCCCAUAAUAUAGCAAACUAAAAUCUGGACAGUCCAGAUUCGUAAUGCUA